This is a messenger RNA of Pocillopora damicornis (cauliflower coral), 837 nucleotides long. RefSeq names its product transmembrane protein 163a. Gene Ontology annotation, cellular component: membrane. Lineage: Eukaryota; Metazoa; Cnidaria; Anthozoa; Scleractinia; Pocilloporidae. The record is from RefSeq and is a predicted model, not a curated record.
AUGGCUCAGCUAAAGUCAUCAACACAGGUGGCCAAUUCCAGUGCUCAGAGCUUUUCGCCCUUGUCUUCCCCACAGUUGGGAAUGCGCCUUACAGCAGAGUUCAAUCCCGGAGAAAAUGACAGCGUUUUUGAAAAAUCACCAUGUAUUUCCUUUGACGACGAACACAGGGAAGAAUCUAAGCCACAAACAAUAUUACAGGUUCGUGAAAGACAGAAAUGGAGAAAAAUGGCGCUAGCAGUGACUAUGACGAGAUUAUUGGUGUCUGUGAUUUUUGCGGGGGCAUCUUUCUUCCUCUCAGCCACUAUGAACAGUUCAUCUGUCCUCGCCACAGCUCUAGACACAACGCUCACCGUACUCACAUGUUUUGUUUUAGCGUGGAGAUUUCAUGAAGAAACGAACGCCAAAAUCGCUCCUAAGAAAGAAAAGCAUGGAUCCAUUGCCUUUGGAAUAGCAUUCAUCGUAGACGCGCUGAUAGUAAUAGCAGUUUCAGUGAAGCACCUGACUGAUAAAACCAAACCAGAUGGAGCCAGCAUAAUGUGGCCAUGUCUACUGGCGUUUUGUUUUGUCUAUUGCUUACUGGCCGGGGCGGAAUUCUGGAUAUCUUCGAAGCUUAAGAGCUCUAUCCUUAUAGCCCUGAGUAUAGAUGAUGGGCUUACAGGAGGGUUUAUGUUCGCUCUUUCUGUGAAUGAAUUCAUUGAAUGUAAACUUCCAAACUUGUGGUAUUUGGAUCAUUCCGCGGCGAUUGCUGUUUCACUCAUGCUGUUAUAUUGCGGUAUCAAAAUUCUUGUGGAGAUAUUUGUCUACAAGAAACUUCCUUUCCAAAUUUUCAAUUCAUGA